Beauveria bassiana ARSEF 2860 is the source of this 7182-nucleotide messenger RNA. RefSeq names its product polyketide synthase. The record is from RefSeq and is a predicted model, not a curated record. Gene Ontology annotation, molecular function: phosphopantetheine binding; oxidoreductase activity; fatty acid synthase activity. NCBI's taxonomy places the organism in Eukaryota, Fungi, Ascomycota, Sordariomycetes, Hypocreales, Cordycipitaceae. Gene Ontology annotation, biological process: secondary metabolite biosynthetic process; fatty acid biosynthetic process. Bases 1 to 7182 code for a protein of 2393 amino acids. The transcript is spliced from 10 exons.
AUGGACGAUAUUGCAAUUAUAGGUCUCGGUCUUCGAUUUCCUGGCGACGCAUCAUCCCCGGAAGCAUUAUGGGAAACACUCGAACGCGGAGAGUCUCAGUGGUCGGAAAUCCCCCGGGACAGACUAAACAUCAAUGGUUAUUACCACCCCAGCGGUGAUCGCGAAGGAUCUAUUUCCUUCAAAGGGGGUCAUUUCCUCAAGGGAAAUGUCGCAGAGUUCGAUGCUCCAUUCUUCGCUAUUACCGCCGCCGAGGCAAACGCGGUUGAUCCUCAGCAACGCUUGCUUCUGGAAGUCUGCUACGAAGCUCUUGAAAAUGCCGGAUGUACUAAAGACGAUAUCGACGGUACCGAUACCGCUGUUUAUGUCGGCUCUUUUGUCAAGGAUUAUGAGCAAAUUUGCUUGCGUGAUCCAGAUUGGCAGCCAAAAUAUGCCGCAACGGGGAAUGGCAUUGCCAUCAUGGCAAACCGCAUCUCUUAUUACUUCAAUCUUCAUGGUCCAAGCAUGACGCUUGACACAGGCUGCAGCGGCAGUCUCGUGUCUAUUCAUUUAGCGGCGCAAAGUCUACGUUCCGGUGAAACAUCUUUGGCCAUUGCUGCCGGGGCUGGAAUGAUUCUGACACCAAAUACGAUCAUGCCGAUGACAGCACUAAACUUCCUCAGCCCAGAUGGCAAGUGCUUUACAUUCGACGCUCGGGCAAAUGGCUAUGGUCGAGGCGAAGGUGUUGGUGUAGUAAUCUUGAAACGCAUGUCUGAUGCUAUCAGAGACAAUGACCCCAUCCGGGCUGUGAUUCGCGGGACUCGGGUGAAUCAAGACGGGCGAACUACCGGCAUUACUCUUCCCAGUAAAGAGGCCCAAGUUUUGAAUAUCAAAGCCGUUUACAAGGCUGCUGGCCUUUCCUUCUCCGAUACGGCUUACGUCGAAUGCCAUGGGACUGGCACACAAGCAGGCGACUGGCGCGAGUUAAAGGCCAUCUCCGAAACGCUUGGAGCAGCUCGCACUCCAGAAAAUCCGAUAUUCGUGGGGUCCAUCAAGCCCAAUAUUGGACAUCUCGAAGGAGCCGCCGGUGUUGCUGGCUUAAUCAAGGCCGUGCUAAUGCUGGAGCGGGAGCAGUUCCCCCCACAUAUCAAUUUCGAGACUCCAAAUCCUGACAUCGAUUUUGAGGAAUGGAAGGUUCAGGUGUCGCGCGUUGCGCAGCCCUGGCCGUCUAGUCUGAAGAAGCGAGUGAGCGUCAAUUGCUUCGGUUUUGGGGGAACCAACGCGCAUGUGAUUAUGGAUGGGGCCGCCGAGUAUUUGGCGGCGCGGCAGUAUUCUGCACGUCACAACUCGACGAGUCGUAAAGUCAAUGGCUCGUCCUUGUCCUUGGGGAAUGGAUCUUCUCACCCAGAGCACGAGGGCACGGAUCCAGUCAACUGGCAAAUUUUCUGUUUGUCUUCCAACGAGCGCUCUGGAAUCCAAAGAUUGGUGUCUCAGCAUGCAUCGAUGCUUAGCAACUCGACGACUGUUACGAAUGACUGUUUGUCAAGCUAUGCUUACACAAUGGGAUGCCGUCGGUCACAAUUUGAGUGGAAAGCGUUUUUUGUCUCCAAUUCAGUUUCGAACUUGGCUGAGCAGAUGAACCGGGCCGAGUACACAGCAACUCGUUCUUCCAAGCAUUCAUCUCCAAGGCUUUGUUUCCUUUUCUGCGGCCAAGGAUCACAGUGGGCUCGCAUGGGCUUGGAUCUGAGAUGUUUUCCGGUCUUUUGGAAUAGCAUCAACUCUGCCAGCUGGUACCUGAAGACGAUUUUGGCAUCUCCAUUCAAUUUGAUUGAGGAACUUUGCAAAGAUGCUGCGGACUCUGCUCUGUCAAGCGCGCACAUCUCUCAGCCAGCAACUACAGCAAUCCAAAUUGCCAUCGUUGAUUUGCUGCAAUCAUUGGGAAUAGAGCCAUCUUUCGUGGUCGGACAUUCGUCUGGUGAAAUUGCGGCUGCCUUUGCGUGCGGUGCCAUUUCUCGUGAAGAAGCAUGGGAAGUGGCUUAUUAUCGUGGCCUUGCGGCAUCCAUAUUGCAUAGUGAGCUACCUGGAUUUCAAGGUGGUAUGAUUGCGGUUGCCAUGAAUCUGAACCAAGCUAUAUCCUAUAUCGGUACACUCCCUGAGCCUCUCGAAAUCGCUUGCAUCAACAGCCCGAACUCGAUCACGCUGUCCGGAAAGCGGGCCAUGAUUGAGCAUGCAUCCCGUGAUCUCACGGCGCAAAACAUCCGUCAUCGCAUCCUUUCAGUUGACAUGGCUUACCACUCGACCUAUAUGAAAAAGGUGGAAGAAAACUAUGUCCAUAAUAUCAGCUCCGUCUACCCCUCGGCUGGUCGAAAGGUCGUACGAAUGUUCUCAUCCGUUUCUGGUGGCGAGAUUCAAGGUUCGAGUCUCGACGCCAGCUACUGGGGGAAGAAUAUGGUAUCUCCUGUACAAUUCUCAUCAGCCAUGGAGUCUCUUAUGGCUAUUCCAGAUGACGAACAUCCAUCUAUUUUCAUUGAGAUGGGCCCUUCGACUGUUCUGCGAACACUGGUUCUGGAUACGCUUGCGGCCCGCUCAAAACCUGAGCAAUUCUUCAGCGCACUAGAAAAGUCUCGUCAGGGAAUGGCUUCUAUUCUCAAUCUUGUUGGAGAACUAUGGGCCGCUAACUAUCCAGUCAGCCUCAAAAGCGCUAUUUCUCGUCGGGUCCCCCAUCCACAGCUCAAGUGCCUCUCUAAUUUACCGUCAUAUCCAUGGAAUCACACCAAGUCAUACUGGCACGAAUCUCACCUCAGUCUGGCAAACAGAUUUCGAGAAUAUGGUCGCUUAGACCUUAUUGGAGCACCAACUGCCGAUUCUGUGUCUUUUGAACCUCGGUGGCGCGGCUUCCUCAGGAUUUCCGAGAAUCCUUGGAUCCAAGAUCAUCAAGUUCAAAAGACGUUCAUCUACCCCGCCGCUGGUAUGAUUUCCAUGGUCUUAGAGGGAGCUAGACAGUUGAAGAGAAGCUUCAAAGAUCUCAUCGGCUACGAGAUACGCGAUAUGCGCUUCCAAAAAGCCAUUAUUGUGCCAGACAGUACACAUGGUGUCGAAGUAGCGCUGAACAUGAGAGCUGAAACCGACGGAGAAGAUGGCCGUUUUCCAAACGGCCAUUUCACCUUCUCUAUUUAUUCGAAAGCGUUGGAAAAAGAUUGGGAGAAGCAUGCAACUGGAAGUUUGCACUUCUGUACUCAAUCACAGAAUAUGAACGCUCUAUUUGCGGCUUUCAGCAAUAAACAAGAUGAAGUCAGCGCUGAUUGCACCACCUCGGUCAACCCGAGACAAUUAUAUGAGCAUUUGGACACUGUUGGUAUCACUUACGGUCCAAUGUUUCGUAAUAUCAUGGAAGUUAAAAAAGGGGCAAACUGUUGUGUAAGCAAGAUCCGUGUCCCAGACACGAAAUCAAAGAUGCCGGCCAACUUUGAGCACCCACAUCUGCUUCAUCCCGCGACAUUGGAUUCAAUGUUUCAGACACUCUUUGCUCUGGAUCCUGUACCUAGGAUCCCUUACCUGAUUCAGAGUAUAUUUGUAUCCGAUACCUUGGAUUUGAGUGAUAGCAGAGAGUUUCUCGGCCAUGCUAUUGCCAAACCAACGCAGUUCGAUGAAGCCGAGGCGCAGAUUACGAUGAGCUGCACGGAUCGGCCGUUGGAUCUGGUCAUCAUCAAUGGGCUCCAUUUCAGCGGAGAGCUUUUCAAUUUGUCAUCUGAAUCUUCUUUUCUUCCCAGCUAUCGAAAUCUCACCACAGAGAUUGUUUGGCGGGAAUACCCCGACACCACUCAAUUCAGGUCCUUCAAACAUGCGAUCUCGCUCCUUUGCCACAAACACUCCGAUCUUUCCAUACUCCAGAUUGGAGGCGCAAUUUCCUUCGCUAAAUGCACUUUGCUAGCAGCUUCGGAAAAUCCUGGCCGGCUACUGCGGCUCGCGAAGUAUUCUUAUGUCAAUCAAAAGCAGCCCAGCCUGCGCUUCAACGAGGUCAAGCUAGCUCCAUUCAGUAGCUACAUCGAACAGCUGCCAGAUCUCUCUUCAAUACAAUCCCAAUAUGAUCUCGUGUUGAUUGAAGGGCAGAGCGAUGAUGAAGUUGAACAAGCCAAGCGCUUCCUCCGGCCCGGCGGGGUGAUGCUUCAAUUAGGUGCAGUUGGCAGCAUCUCUGAGCAGUCAAAGGAAGGGAAAUGUAUUUCCGGGUUUGAUCUAGGCUGGAACCUGGCAGACCUGCAAGUCGAGUGGUGUGAGCGCACCGGGACUGCGGCCCUUUCCGCCGAGGAGGACGAGAGCAUGCCAUGGACUAUGCGCCAAGUAUUCGCUGAGGAUACAGAGCAGUAUAUGCCUCGUCAUAUUGUUCUUCUGCUUCCUAAUGAGAUUUCCGAACAGGUCUCUCUCUUUGAGGCUCAAUUUCGGCAAUAUCUUGCAGUCAACUAUCCAGCGACUAGUCUCUCAGGUCUACAACUUCAAGAUGCAGCAUGCGAUGGCCCCAUUCCAAGCGAAGCCCUCUAUAUUUCGCUACUUGACUAUGUUCCGGAGACAGCUAACGAAGGAUUUAUCUUCAAUUGGAGCGAAGCAGAUUUCACGGCCUUUCACUCGCUACAGAGCAGCGCAAAAACAAUUGUUUGGAUCACAAGAGGAGCUAACAUGACACCAACCGCUCCUCGCGUCUCACCUAUCAUCGGCCUUGCAAGAACGCUCAUGUCUGAAGACUCACAAAAGAUAUUUGCUACGUUUGACUUGAGCCAGGACUCAUCACUUUCUCAACCGAAAAUCAUGGGCAUGCUUGUCACCGUCUGUCGCAGAGUAACAGACCCAGCUCUCAGUGACAAGCCUCGCGACGUGGACUUUGCGGAGAAAGACGGAGCGCUGUUUAUACCUAGAUUACAAACUCUGGGUGAUAUGAAUAAAAUCAUCGAAAACGGCGAUAGCUCCAAAAAUGUGGUGGAGAAGAUCUUCCGAACAGAGGACAGCAAGACCGGACGCCAAGUGCUGGAGUCACUACUUCACUCCGAUAUCCCAUUAUCAAGGCUUGCUUCACCUUCUCAUUUCAAACAAUCUGAGCUGGGUGAGCUCAAUUGUCAAGAGGUUGCCAUUUCAUUCGAGUCCACCAUUCUACAUGCUCGCAACGAAGGAUCAGAGGGGAGAGGAGUUUGCGAAUGGCAAAGCUACGAUGUGACAGGCUAUGUAUCUGCUACAGGAAGCGAUAUAAGCCAUUAUCAGAUAGGCGACAAGGUGGUCUGUUUGGUUCCUGGAGGCAACGGGCUACGCACAACAGUUCAUGCCGAUGCUGCGUUGGUAAUAGACCACAGGCCUGGAUUCGUACCCAGUCACUUCCUGUCCGCAUACUAUGCGCUUUUCGUCACCGGCAGAUUGACUCAAGGCAUGAAAGUACUGAUCCAUGCCGGCGCAAGUGGGUUUGGCCUUGCUGCCGUAGAACUGGCUCUGUUGUCUGGAGCCACCGUAUUCGCUACAGUCAUGGGUCCGGACACAGACAGGCAAAGGAAUAUUCUGCAGAAACGUGGGAUUGAGCACGAUCACAUCUUGGAUGGCAACUAUCAUAGUUAUCCAUCUCUUGUCAGGCUCCUGACGAAAGAUCGAGGAGUCGAUCUCGUUUACAAUCCUACGCAUAACGAUAUGCACCUUUUGGUCGCAUGCGUUCGCCGAUGUGGUACAAUUGUGCAUUUUGCCAACUCUGCAGAGCAUUCUUCCUCCGUCAGCACUCCGAGCUUUCCCGUGACCAUAGUGCGCUUUGAUCUAGCCACGUUGCUCAGCGAGGAUCUGUUUCCUGCGAUAGAGAUGAUACACUCAGCGAACAAGCUCACUGCGAAUACCUCUUUGGAAUGGAUGGCGGAUUCGACUGUCAAGCAGCUAUUUGAUGUAUCUCAGUUGCAUGAUGCCUUGAGAGCCGUCAGUGAAUCGCCAUAUCUCGGUUCUGUGUCCGUCAUCGCGGGCUCGACUCAAGAACACGCAAGCCUCGUUCAGGUUUUGCAACAAAGUCUCCCAAAUCCAUUGGAAAACUGCAUAUAUGCGGAUGCCACUUACGUCUUAGUUGGCGGACUGGGAGGCCUUGGAAGAAGCAUCGCGGAGCUCCUGGCAGACAACGGGGCAAAGAAUAUUGCAUUCCUGAGCAGAUCUGGGGCUUCUUCCUCGAGUGCCACGCAUUUUCUUAGAGGACUUUCUGACAGAGGAGUGACGGUCAAGGCCUUUGCUAUUGACAUUUGCAACCAAGUCGACCUUCAAGAUCUUCUGGUAGGCACCGUCUCCACCGUCAUGCCGCCAAUUGCUGGCGUGUUUCACUGCGCAGCUGUUAUCAAGGAUGCCGUGUUCGAUAACAUGACAUAUGCAAGCUGGAAUUCUGGCUUCAAGCCGAAAGCUCUGGGCGCCUACAAUCUAGUUGAAGCAGUGAAAACAACCGGCCAGACUCCAUUCUACAUAUUUUUGUCAAGCUCUGCAGGUGUCAUUGGUACCCGCGGACAGGCGAACUAUGCCGCUGGUAAUGCGUUCCUUGACGCUCUAGCUAAGAACCUUAGUAUGCAUGGAAAGAGAGCUGUGUCUCUCGAUUUGGGGCCUAUACUUGGCGCCGGCAUGCUGGCAGACGAUGAAGUCAUUCUCGAUGCUCUGCGAGCCAGCGGCUUCUAUGGCAUUCGCCAUGAUGAUUUCCUGACCAUAAUCAAGCAUGCAAUAAUCGGAGAGCAGAUUCGUGGCAAGCCAUUGCCGCCUCAGAUUGUUCUCGGUGUCGGCACCGGCGGACUAAUGUUACAGAAUCAGCCGGCAGACCCGUACUGGUCCCGCACAGCAAUGUAUUCAUUUCUCAACAUAGUCGAUAUGCCGGAGCCAGACUUGAGUGCUCCUACAAUGCCAGUCAGCCUAAGCAUCAAAGCUAGAUUGAUGGGCUGUACGGAUGCUGAAACCGCCACCAACAUCGUGUGCAGUGGUCUUGCCGGCAUGCUCGCUAAGUCAAUGAACAUGGCCACUGAGGAGAUCGACCCAUCUCGGCCUCCAAGUGCCUACGGAGUCGAUUCCCUCGUCGCGGUCGGUGUUCGGAAUUGGGUGUUCGGAAAUUGUGGGGUAGAUAUCUCUGUCUUCGAGAUAUUGAGCGAGUUGACAGUCUUCGACUUGUCCAAGUUGAUUGUUCAGAAAUGGAAAUCCGGGCUUCGUGCAACAGGCCCUAGGGAAUAG